Gambusia affinis (western mosquitofish) is the source of this 3793-nucleotide messenger RNA. RefSeq names its product solute carrier family 26 member 6-like. The record is from RefSeq and is a predicted model, not a curated record. Gene Ontology annotation, cellular component: membrane. NCBI's taxonomy places the organism in Eukaryota, Metazoa, Chordata, Actinopteri, Cyprinodontiformes, Poeciliidae. Gene Ontology annotation, molecular function: oxalate transmembrane transporter activity; bicarbonate transmembrane transporter activity; chloride transmembrane transporter activity. The coding region runs from base 304 to 2460 and encodes 718 amino acids. The transcript has 20 exons. Gene Ontology annotation, biological process: transmembrane transport.
AGGCAGAGCUACGAGUGGGAAAAUUACAAGUGCUGGAAGUCGACUCAUGCAAUUAUGGGACGCUAACGUGGGGGAUAUUUUUUAAUUUUUUUUACUCUACAGAAACAAAUCCAGUUCUAAAUCAAAUCAGCACGAGCCAAAUUCAAAAAGUCAUAGGGCCACAUUUACUAUCCAAAAGAAGAAUUUAAACUGACCAGGAGUGCUGAGAAAACUCCAGAACCGUCUCCUCCUCAUGAGGAUGCAACAGAACUAUGCAGCCACCGGUGCAGAGUUUGGUUUUGUAACCUGAAGCUCAUUGGAGCCAUGGAGGAAAGAAGACGAGCAACCUACAGAGUCAACAGGGACGUCCUGGACGAAGGCGAUCUGGAUGAGAUGGGAGACAAGAGCGACACCAAACCGUCGCUGCGUGACAAAAUAAAAGACUCAGUGAGGUGUACAGGACCCAGGGUGAAGAACUGUAUGCUGGGGACGUUUCCUGUUGCAAAAUGGCUGCCUCGCUACGCUUUCAAAGAAGACGCUUUGGGUGACUUGGUGUCAGGAAUCAGUGUGGGCAUCAUGCAGCUCCCACAGGGUAUGGCCUAUGCACUGCUGGCGUCUGUUCCUCCUGUAUUUGGUCUUUACUCCUCCUUCUACCCCGUCCUCAUCUACUUCAUUUUUGGCACGUCGAAGCACAUCUCGAUUGGAACAUACGCAGUGAUGAGCGUAAUGAUAGGAGGGGUGGUCGACCGCCUGGCACCAGAUUCUAACUUUGAGAUCUGGGACAAUGUGACCAACUCCAGUGUCAUCGACAGCGUUUCCCGGGAUCAAGAGCGGGUCCGAGUAGCUGUUGCAGUCACUUUUAUAUCGGGCUUGUUUCAGAUUCUGCUUGGUUUGGUCCAGUUUGGUUUCGUGGUAACUUACCUGUCCGAACCCCUCGUCCGAGGCUACACAACGGCAGCUGCCAUACACGUCAUUGUUUCCCAGCUGAAAUAUUCCUUUGGUAUCCACCCAGAUAGACACAGUGGACCCAUUUCCUUGAUUUAUACGGUGCUGGAGAUCUGCUAUCUCCUUCCAGAGACAAAUAUUGGCACAUUGGUGGUCAGUAUCGUGUCCAUUGUCGCCCUCAUUCUUGCCAAGGAGCUCAAUGCAUACUUGAGUAAAAAGCUCCCUGUCCCCCUGCCCAUGGAGCUACUUGCUGUAAUCAUAGCAACAGUUAUCUCUUGGCAAGUUAACCUGGAGGAGAGAUAUGGAGUGGAUGUAGUGGGAGACAUUCCCUCUGGUCUCCAGCCACCUGCUCUACCUGCUAUGUCCCUGUUUGGCCAGGUGGCUGGGGAUGCCUUUGCUCUCGCUGUUGUAGGCUAUGGCAUCGCUAUUUCCCUGGGACGAAUAUUUGCACUCAAAUAUGGCUACAAAGUGGACAGCAACCAGGAGCUAAUCGCCCUUGGCUUAAGCAAUUCAAUUGGAGGAGUUUUCCAGUGUUUCGCCAUCAGCUGCUCAAUGUCUCGCUCUUUGGUUCAGGAAAGCACCGGAGGAAAAACCCAGGUUGCUGGGGUUAUAUCGGCAGUGGUCAUCCUUUUCAUCACUCUCUGGAUUGGAUCUCUCUUUGAAGAUCUACCCAAGGCAGUGCUGGCUGCCAUCAUCUUCGUUAAUCUCCAUGGCAUGAUGAAGCAGUUCUUGGACAUCCGCGCUCUGUGGAGAAGCAAUAAAGUCGACAUGCUGGUCUGGGUGGCCACCUUCAUCUUGACCGUGUUGUUGAACCCUGACCUGGGACUGGCUGCUGCCAUCGCUUUCUCCAUGCUCACUGUCAUCUUCAGGACACAGCUACCCAAGUACUCUCUGUUAGGACAGGUGGCAAACACUGAUAUUUAUAAGCCGGUGGAAGACUAUGAUAAGGCGAAGCAAGUGCCAGGAAUAUUAAUCUUCCGUUCCUCUGCCACCCUCUACUUUGCCAAUGCUGAGAUGUACCAAGAAGCUCUGGGAGAAAAGAGUGGCAUGGACAUCACUAAAAUCCUGUCGAUAAAGAAGAAACUGGAAGCCAAACGAAAGAGGCACGAAAAGAAACUGGCCAAGAAAGCGAAGAAAGAGCUCAAGAAGAAUAAAGCCGACAAGCAGGAGGAGCCAAAUUCAGAGCACCAGAAGGGCAUCGCCAUCAUUGACGUGGACAACGAUCCUGACCCCUCACUGCCAAGGGUCAUUAUCCUUGACCUGAGCCCUGUGAACUUCCUGGAUACAGUCGGGGUCAAGACAAUUAAAAGCAUUCAGCGAGACUACGGAGAGAUCGACAUUGAGGUUAUUUUAGCUUGCUGCCAAAGCGGUGUGGUGGAGAGCCUCCAGGCUGGGGGAUUCUUCAGCAGCAACGUGACAAAGUCCUGCCUCUUCAACUCCAUCCACGAUGCGGUCCUGUACUGUCAGUCUGCAAAAACAGAGAAUCAGUAUGAUGAAGUACAUGAACAAGACGAGUUGAAAGAAACACAUUUCUGAGUCCUGAGAGAAGUGAUGAAGGAUGUUAUGGAGAAGAGACAGACACUCUGCAGGAGGAUUUUAUCCAGAGAGCUUCGGAAAAAUCUGGGACAUCCUCUUUUGGGAAACAUACCGAGAAAAAAAUCUAAAGCAAAGAUUUAUUUUUUUUUUUCUACAAAAUGUGUUUGCUUGAAGUAACUAUAUUCAGCAUCAUUAUAUUGUACUAAGCUAAACCUACAUAUAUUUGUCCAUGGGUGCUCACAUUUGAAAUAAGUGUUAUUUACUGUUCUGUAUGUUGUACAUAUACUGUAUUGAUCAGAACAUCUGGACCAGAAUUUGUUUAUUACUUAAAUAUAUCUUUGUUUCUUCUUACAAGUACACUAACGUGUUGAUUUUUAAUCUCUAAAUAAAUAUUAGCAAACAUAUGUUAUAUUUUUUUAAAACUGCUAAUUUGCACUAAUUACAGGCCAAAUCGGAAAAUCGGGCAGCAUGAGAGAAGAGAUUCCCUCUCAGAGUGACGGAAAAGCUGCACAUUAUUUUAAUUAAACCAAUACGAAACUAACAUGUGUUUCUGCACUUGGAGUUUUUUCAAAUGUUGUCAUGUUACAGUCACAAGCUUCAGUUUAGCUUAUGGGAAAAUUUUAUGAUAGACCAACACAACAAAGCUUAUAAUUGUGAAGUGGAAUGAAUAUGACACAUUGCUUUCAAUUUGUUCUUUUCCCAAACCACAAUUUGAAAAGCAUGGCAAUUAAAUUCAUUCCUCCUGAGACAAUACUUUGUGGAAACUACAGAUCCAACUGCAAGUCUUCUGGUCCACAUCUCCACCGGCUUUGCUGGAUAUUUUAUUUCUUUUUUCUUUUUGCAAAAUAUCUACAGCUCAGUUAGCCAGAUGAAGAACCGCUUUGAAAAUACAUCUUCAUACAUGUUCUAGCCUUGCCAAUUGACUUGAGGUCUGGAUCUGACUAUGCCAAUGGAUGGUGUCCCACCCCAGUCAAUAGCAACCUCUAAAAGGGUUUUAUUCCAGGGUUGUCCUGUAUUUAGUCCUACUUAUCGUCCCAUCAGUGUUGCUGAAUAUAAAGAAUCAUGAUUCUCUCACCGGCAUGCAAGUUUUCAGUUUUCCGCAACACACAUUUUGCAGCUAUCGGCUAAAAGUUCAAUUUUGGUUUCAUCCAAUCAGAAGAUCUUUUACCACACAUUUGCUCUGUUCCUUACAUGACUCGUGGCAAACUCCCGAUGGGAUUUCUAAUGGCUCAAAAUGCCAGAUUCAGUGGGUGGAUGACUGAUCCUUUCAACAGAUCCACCCAGUUGAGCUGUAGAUCUCUGCACUGUCCGAAUUUUCCAAAACAUGGUACAC